Mesorhabditis spiculigera is the source of this 264-nucleotide messenger RNA. Lineage: Eukaryota; Metazoa; Nematoda; Chromadorea; Rhabditida; Rhabditidae. The record is from the annotation of a GenBank genome assembly.
AUGCGACGCUCGGACGAGUCGGAAUCGUCGAAUUCUGAUUCGGAGGGAAUGACGCCCGACAUCAGCGACGAGUACGAGAUCCACUCGUCGGCCACGGAUGAGCAGUGGGGUGAUCUGAUUGGGAUGAUCGCUAAUGAGGAAUGGAAGAGCAGCGAUGCUUCAACGACCCUACUCCUUCAACAUCUACCCUCUACUCGUAUUGUUAUUGCCGUCAGAAAAUCUGACGAAUCCUCUGUCUUCGGCCGUCGUGCCCGGAAACUGAGG